CAUUUCCUCUUGCCUUGUUAUUGAAGUGUAAAUUAAAUGACCAAAAAAACCAGAGCCACUGACAAUGUGUUCCGAUGAGACCGUGCCGGUCUAGCAGUCCGUCCAUGCACAUGACCACUCUGGAUUCCUCCUCCUCCGCUGCCGAAUCGAGCAUGGACGACGCUUCCAAUCACCGCCGUCACAACCACCAAACCCUAAACAAAUCCAAACGCAAACCCGUCGACCAUGAAGAAGAAGAAGAAGGCGAGGCGUGGCAAACCUUCAACACCAGCUUCAACCAGGUUCAGUCGGUGCUCGAUCGCAACCGAGCUCUGAUCCAGCAAGUCAACGAGAACCACCAGUCUAGGCUCCCCAAUAACAUGGUGAAGAACGUGGCUCUUAUUCAGGAGAUCAACGGCAACAUCUCUAAGGUCGUUUCGCUCUACUCUGACCUCUCUACCAAUUUCUCUACCAUCUUCCAUGAUCAGCAGCGCUCUGAGAACGGCAAGCCUGAAACUCCUCCUCCUCAGCGUUGAUUGAUUUACAUUCAAUUACUGUUUUUAUUUAUUAAAUCAUCACUAAUUUCCAAGCAUUUUCUCGUAUCUAUAUAAAAUCAAUUUAUGAAAUCAGAGUCUUAGGUCGGUGUUUCAAAUAAAGUGUUCGGUUUUAGUCGGAGACUCUGUGUUUUUUGUGUGGGGUUUUGUAAUUGAAUCUGCUUAUGUGUGUGUUUGUUUCGCUUUUGUGUUUUAUAAAGGAGGGUGAACUGCAACACUCCUCAACUCCGUUGACGUAAUAAGUUAAACAAGAAGAUGAGGAUUGAAGCAUUUAUUGGUUUGUUACUCCGAUUUUAUGCUGAAUUUUUGGACUUUCUUUCUUCCCCCCCCCCCCCCCCCCCCCCCCCCACCACAAAAAAAAAAAAAAAAAAAAACAUGGUUUUGAAAAUAUGGUUUGGAUUUUGAGUUUCAAUCGGUUGGAGAGAAAAGGAUUAAUGUUGGGAGCGCAUAGAUGGAGAUGUGGGCAAAGUAAUGGAGUCAAAUAAUGCUUCAUGUAGUUUAGAGAUUUAUUUUCAGAAAUUUGAAUAUUAAAGACCCAGAAAGUGCCCACAUAAGCCACAAGUGAGUUUGAGAGGAGGAGACUGUGUAGCUAUGUGAACCAGUGUUAGGUGGCUAUAUAUUGAUUUUGAUAUUGCUAGUCUUAAAAAGUGAUUUGUUACUCGGGUGUUGUUGUAUCCCAGAUGGGAAUUAUUGUAGGCGUUAAAAUUUAAUGCCGAAAUGACUCUAUUUCAAUAUAUUAUCUUCUCUUUUUGGGAUC
Messenger RNA from Ziziphus jujuba (common jujube), 1290 nucleotides. Its product is annotated as protein EARLY FLOWERING 4. The transcript is spliced from 2 exons. The coding region runs from base 75 to 515 and encodes 146 amino acids. The record is from RefSeq and is a predicted model, not a curated record. Gene Ontology annotation, biological process: positive regulation of circadian rhythm; entrainment of circadian clock. Gene Ontology annotation, cellular component: nucleus. NCBI's taxonomy places the organism in Eukaryota, Viridiplantae, Streptophyta, Magnoliopsida, Rosales, Rhamnaceae.